GCCUUUUAUUUUAAAAGGCGUCAGAACUGUGUUCCAGGCCGGAUUCUCGCAUCAGAAGUCGAUGCGCUAGGCUUGAGUUUCACUUUCUUCUAUCAUCGUGGCAGAGACUUGUCUCCAUCUAAACGUAAUGUAACCGACAGCUUUCGGUAUUUUACACUUAAAUUGCUCUUUGUUCAUGUCGUUAGCGCUAAUUGCUGUUAGCUUGGCUCUUCCAGAAACAGCAGAAAUCUGCCGUUUGGUUAUUAAAAGUGUAGUUUGGAACUAACGGUGAACUGAUAACGGGCGGGGACACAUUUCCCCCAUUUUGUAGUUCGGAGUUUAAAGUGUUGAGUAGCUGCAAUAGAGUUCGUCCUCCGUAGUUGAAAACGGUGUUGUUAAUACUAUGUACCAUCACUUACUGAUGUGACGAUUGACGGCUGGUUUUCCUGCCUGAAUUAGCCUGUGGAGGAGGCGGAGAUGAGCUGCUGCUCUCCCCGCUGUCCGAGACACGAAAUGCGGCUCCGCUCGGCUGGACAGCUGCUGGAGAAAAGUAUUCUGUCGAUGAAGGUAGAAAGUAUGUGUAACUGAUGUGGAUGUGACUUCAGCAGCAUGCAUCAGUGUGAGGACACAGAGGAGGGAGUUCCUCCCUCUGAAAGCUCUCUGUGUGGGGAACAUGACAGCCAGACCAAAGCUCAGAGCCCAGCACAGCAGCACAGACCAGACUCUGCUGGACCUGGACCUAGAUGUGUGUCCUUCAAGAGUGACCAGUCAAUGGAUGAUAUUAUUCAUUUUAAAGGACAACCUCCUGCUGCAAAGAGCCCAGCACAGCAGCACAGACCAGACUCUGCUGGACCUGGACCCAGAUGUGUGUCCUUCAAGAGUGACCAGUCAAUGGAUGAUAUUAUUCAUUUUAAAGGACAACCUCCUGCUGCAAAGAGAGUGGACCAGGACACGUCAGAAGUUCCCAGUCAUCAGUCUGCCCAGCAGCAUCAAACACACCUGGACUCCAUAUUUAUGCUGCUGGAAGAGAAUAUUGUCACUUUUGUGAAGAGUGAGCUGAAGAAGAUGCAGGGCAUUUUGAGUUCAGAUUACCCAGAGAGUCAUCAUGAGGAUGAUGAGGGAUUGGACAGUGAGGAGAAAGAGCUGAGGAAGAGCAGCAGAGAGGCAUUUCUGAAGAUCACACUGCACUUCCUGAGGAUAAUGAAGCAGGAGGCGCUGGCUGACAGUCUGCAGAGUAAAACUCCUGCUCCAAUUUGUCAGCCUAAACUCAAAUCUAAUCUGAAGAAGAAGUUUCAGUGUGUGUUUGAGGGGAUUGCUAAAGCAGGAAACCCAACCUUUCUCAAUCAGAUCUACACAGAGCUCUACAUCACAGAGGGAGGGACUGCAGAAGUCAAUGAUGAACAUGAGGUCAGACAGAUUGAAACAGCAUCCAGGAAACCAGUUAGACCAGAAACAACAAUCAGACAUGAAGACAUCUUUAAAGCCCCACCUGGAAGAGCUCAACCAAUCAGAACAGUGAUGACAAAGGGAGUGGCUGGUAUUGGAAAAACAGUCUUAACACAGAAGUUCACUCUGGACUGGGCUGAAGACAAAGCCAACAAGGACAUACAGUUCACAUUUCCAUUCACUUUCAGAGAGCUGAAUGUGCUGAAAGAGAAAAAGUACAGCUUGGUGGAACUUGUUCAUCACUUCUUUACUGAAACCAAAGAAGCAGGAAUCUGCAGGUUUGAAGAGUUCCAGGUUGCGUUCAUCUUUGACGGUCUGGAUGAGUGUCGACUUCCUCUGGACUUUCACAACAAUGAGAUCCUGACUGAUGUUACAGAGUCCACCUCAGUGGAUGUGCUGCUGACAAACCUCAUCAGGGGGGAACUGCUUCCCUCUGCUCGCCUUUGGAUAACCACACGACCCGCAGCAGCCAAUCAGAUCCCGUCUAAGUGUGUUGACAUGGUGACAGAGGUCAGAGGGUUCACUGACCCACAGAAGGAGGAGUACUUCAGGAAGAAAUUCAGAGAUAAGAAGCAGGCCAGCACCAUCAUCUCCCACAUCAAGACAUCCCGAAGCCUCCACAUCAUGUGCCACAUCCCAGUAUUCUGCUGGAUCACUGCUACAGUUCUGGGGGAUGUGUUGAAAAUCAGAGAGGGUGGAGAGCUGCCCAAGACCCUGACUGAGAUGUACAUCCACUUCCUGGUUGUUCAGUCCAAACUGAAGAACAUCAAGUAUGAUGGAGGAGCUGAGACAGAUCCACACUGGACUCCAGAGAGCAGCAAGAUGAUUGUCUCUCUGGGAAAACUGGCUUUUGAGCAGCUGCAGAAAGGCAACCUGAUCUUCUAUGAAUCAGACCUGGCAGAGUGUGGCAUCGACAUCAGAGCAGCCUCAGUGUACUCAGGGGUGUUCACACAGAUCUUUAAAGAGGAGAUAGGGCUUUACCAUGACAAGGUGUUCUGCUUUGUCCAUCUAAGCGUUCAAGAGUUUCUGGCCGCUCUUCAUGUCCAUCUGACAUUCAUCAACUCUGGAGUCAAUGUGCUGUCAGAAGAUCAAACAAUAUCUCAGAAGUCUGAAACUAAGCAAGAAUCUGCAGAUACACAUCUCUACCAGAGUGCUGUGGACAAGGCCUUACAGAGUCCAAAUGGACACCUGGACUUGUUCCUCCGCUUUCUCUUGGGUCUUUCACUGCAGACCAAUCAGACUCUCCUACAAGGUCUGCUGACACAGACAGGAAGUAGCUCACAGACCAAUCAUGAAACAGCCGAGUACAUCAAGAAGAAGAUUGAGGAGAAUCUGUCUGCAGAGAAAAGCAUCAAUCUGUUCCACUGUCUGAAUGAACUGAAUGAUCAUUCUCUAGUGAAGCAGAUCCAACAGUACCUGAGUUCAGGAAGUCUCGCUACAGAUAAACUCUCUCCUGCUCAGUGGUCAGCUCUGGUCUUCAUCUUACUGUCAUCAAACAAAUAUGCAGAUGUGUUUGACCUGAAGAAAUACCCUGUUUCAGAGGAGACUCUUCUUAGGCUACUGCCAGUGGUCAAAGCCUCCAACAAAGCUCUCCUGAGUGGCUGUAACCUCUCAGAGAGAAGCUGUGCAGCUCUGUCCUCACUUCUCAGCUCCCAGUCCUGUAGUCUGAGAGAGCUGGACUUGAGUAACAACAGCCUGCAUGAUUCAGGAGUGAAGCUACUGUCUGCUGGACUGAAGAGUCCACAAUGUAGACUGGAAACUCUCAGGUCAUGAUUCAUCAACCUGUUCAACAAAUGACUGUUCAAUUUUUAACUAUAUUAGAGGAUAAACAUUAAACCUGUGUACACUUGUCUUUGUUGAUAUGAUUUGUCAAACCAUUGUUACUAUACUUCAGCAGUAGAUAAUUACUUUCCAUGCUGAUUAUUCAUAAUUUCCUUUUGCUUUUGUUGUUGAAUUAUUAAAUACCACAGAUGUUUUCUUCUAUAUUUGGCUAAAAGACAUUGUACCUGGACAAUCAAGUAUUCACAGGGGGUUCAAGUACCAGUUGCAGGCUAAAGAGAAGACUAGUUGCCUUUGUCCAUUGGAUACUUCUAUGAACCACUGUGAAGUCACAUUUUAUGGCAGGAGGCUCCUUGAUUUUGUGUAGUUUAAAAAUGCUACAUGUCUUUAUUCUUUUGGCAAAAGCUUCACAAUUGAUGAAGACAUUUGGAAGUUUUUUUUUUUUUUUUUUUUUUUUUUUUAAACAUUGAGAUCACAAUGACUGGAUGCUCAACUUUCUGGAACAUCCUGAUUCAGUUCAUCGUUUGUUUGGAGAGUUUGUUCUUGUACUUGACUGUACACAGCAAUAUAAUCUCAGCCUGUCUGAC
Messenger RNA from Thunnus maccoyii (southern bluefin tuna), 3791 nucleotides. RefSeq names its product NLR family CARD domain-containing protein 3-like. Lineage: Eukaryota; Metazoa; Chordata; Actinopteri; Scombriformes; Scombridae. The coding region runs from base 589 to 3198 and encodes 869 amino acids. The record is from RefSeq and is a predicted model, not a curated record. The transcript is spliced from 8 exons.